GUCUCCACCGAGCUGCGGAGAGAGGAUCUGCCGGGCUGCGCCGGGCCCUCUUCCUUCCUUUGUGCAUCCCCCAGCCCUGUGCAAGCCGUGUCCCCUCCUCCCCGACCGCCACGUCCCCGCUUCAUUCCCCACGGAGCCGCCUCCGGUCCUGGAGGCAGGAGGAAGAGGCCUCCUUGGGCAGGCAGAGCCGGGGCAGCAGUGAGGAGCCGGGUGCCACGUCGUGUCACCCGCCCCUAGCCUCCCUGCCGGGGCACCGAGGCCGCAUCUCCGCCCGCAUCCCUGCCCGCAUCCCCGCAUCCAGCCCCGCUCCGCGCUCUCGGCGGCGGCGGGGUCCCCGCCGGCGGAUGCUCCGCGUCUCCCCGGGCCGCUGGUGCUAAAUGCUGAGCGCCGACAGGAUGGAGGAGUUUCAGAGCGAGGAAGAGGAGCCCUGGUACGAUCAGCAGGACCUGGAGCAGGACUUGCAUUUGGCCGCAGAGCUGGGGAAGACGCUGCUGGAGCGCAACAAGGAGCUGGAGGACUCCCUGCAGCAGAUGUAUGCCACCAACGAGGAGCAAGUGCAAGAAAUUGAGUACCUGACCAAGCAACUAGAGAUGUUGCGGCAGAUGAACGAACAGCAUGCAAAAGUCUACGAGCAGCUGGACCUGACAGCACGGGACCUGGAGCUAGCUAACCAGAAGCUCGUGCUGGAGAGCAAGACAUCCCAGCAGAAGAUACAGUGCUUGACAGAGACGAUUGAGGGGCUGCAGAACCAAGUGGAAGAGCUGCAGAAGCAGGUGGAGGAAAUGAGGAGUUUGGAGCAGCUCCGCAUUCGGCGGGAGAAGAGGGAACGGCGCCGAACCAUCCACACCUUCCCCUGCCUUAAAGAGCUGUGCUCCAGCCCCAGGUAUGAGGACGCCUUCCAGGUCCACAGCUCCUCCACAGAGUUCAACCAGAAGCCACUGGAGAGGGAGAAUGAGCGUCUGCAAGCCAUGGUGAACUCGCUGAGGUCCCAGGUCAACCAGGAGAAGCAGCGGAAGGAGAGGGUGGAGCGAGAGUACAGCUCCGUGAUCCAGGAGUACUCGGACCUGGAGCAGCGAGUCUGCGAGAUGGAGAACUGCAAACUGCGCAUCAAGGAGCUGGAAGCAGAGCUCCUGGAGCUCCAGCAGAUGAAGCAAGUCAAGAAGUACCUGCUCAGCCGAGAAGACAACUUGUCCGAGGCCCUCCUCGAGCCGCUGAAUAACGCCCCGGAGGCGGACUACAUCGACCUCUCCGAGGAGGAGGGAGGGAAAAGCCAGGGGCCCUCGAUGAGCCCUUCCCCUAACCACCCCGUGCGGAAGAGCUGCAGCGACACCGCCCUCAACGCCAUCGUCGCCAAGGACGCCGUCAGCCGGCACGAGGGCAACUACACCCUGCACGCCAACAACGUGCGCAAGAGGGGCAUGUCCAUCCUGCGGGAGGUGGACGAGCAGUACCACGCCCUGCUGGAGAAGUACGAGGAGCUGCUGAGCAAGUGCCGGCAGCACAAGGACAGCGUGCGCCACGCCGGCGUCCAAACCUCCCGGCCCAUCUCCCGCGACAGCUCCUUCAGAGACUUCCGGGGAGAGGGAUACGAGUUGGAAGAGCGCAAAACCAUGGAGAAGACCAUCAGCAAGCACGUGGAGGCCGUGGACAAGCGGCUGGAGCAGAGCCAGCCCGAGUACAAGGCUCUGUUUAAGGAGAUCUUCUCCCGUAUCCAGAAGACAAAAGCAGACAUCAACGCCACGAAGGUGAAAAACAAGAGCGGCAAAUGAGCCCUGCCCCUCCACACCCCACCCCACCCCCACCCCCGCCACGUGCAAUCACCACAGCCAAGGCUCCUCCUCAGCCCCAGGAAACACCACCUGGCCCCACGGCUUUGAAGGUUCGAGAGGUCUACAUGCAAGACAUUGUCCCGGAGACUCAAGUCUCUCUUGUUGAAGCUGGGGCUCUGGAGCAGUCUUCGGGCCACCUGUGUACAUUGUAGUUAGAGGAUGCCAGAAACCGUACGAUGGAUCUCUGCAUGAGUCGCUGCCGGACGUCGCAACAGCAACGGAAACCACGCCACGAAAAGCAAAGCAAAGCAAA
This is a messenger RNA of Dryobates pubescens (Downy woodpecker), 2082 nucleotides long. RefSeq names its product cerebellar degeneration related protein 2 like (gene CDR2L). Bases 378 to 1769 code for a protein of 463 amino acids. The record is from RefSeq and is a predicted model, not a curated record. NCBI's taxonomy places the organism in Eukaryota, Metazoa, Chordata, Aves, Piciformes, Picidae. The transcript is spliced from 5 exons.